This is a messenger RNA of Galleria mellonella (greater wax moth), 4147 nucleotides long. RefSeq lists its product as uncharacterized. Gene Ontology annotation, biological process: protein phosphorylation. The transcript has a single exon. Gene Ontology annotation, molecular function: protein kinase activity; ATP binding. The record is from RefSeq and is a predicted model, not a curated record. NCBI's taxonomy places the organism in Eukaryota, Metazoa, Arthropoda, Insecta, Lepidoptera, Pyralidae. The coding region runs from base 350 to 2323 and encodes 657 amino acids.
UGCCUUAUGUAUGUGUGUGUGAGAUUAUAUGAAUGUGCCAUUUGUUUUUCAGGAUCGAUAUCUUAGUUCAACUACAGGAGCAUAAAAUACAUAAAUAAAAUGUUUUCAAAGUUAUGUUGAUAAUAUUUUCUUGCAACUGCUUUAACAACAUAUUCACUGCCUUUAGUAAUAAUAAAUAAAUUUGUUAUGCAAUUAAAAAAAAAUAUAAAAGUAUCGACAACUAAAUUAUAUGCGCACUUCACUAGACACGUAACAUUUUUAACCGUCGUUCCAUUUUAAAAUCUUUCGAGUGCUUUGUUUCGGUUGCAAAAUGUGAAAUUUAUUAAUAUUGUCUUAAUUAACAUCAAGAAUGACGGAAAAAUUGAAGGAUUAUCAGGUUUUAGACGUAUUAUGUGGUGGUACGUUCUAUAAAGUGAAGCACAAGGUCACCGGCAACAUAUUUGCGUGGAAAGCAUACAAUUGUUCCGCGUACUCGGACGAACAAAUACAAAAUAUUUUUAUUGAAGUUAAAAUAAUAAAAAAAGUGAUAUCGGAGAGCUUGCUGCGCUACUACAACGCCAUACUUCACGGGCCUUCCAAGACGUUAUACUUCGUCCUUGAGUACACCUCUUGGCGCAGUGUACAGGAAUUGAUUCAGCUUUGCGAGUCAACCAACAAACACAUCGUCGAGAGCUUUAUUUGGCGACUAUUGUUCGAGCUCGGCCGUAUUUAUAAACAAAUCGAGAACUUGCAGUUUACUGUGUUGCAAAAAUGUAUCACGACAGAAUCUAUCUUUGUGAGCGAAAGUGGAGAACUUCGGGUAAACUGCUUUGGUUUGGAUACUGGAGUGAAGGAGGACGUGAUGCGGCAGGUCGGAGUCGUGUUGUAUUCGCUAUGUUACCGCCCUGGCUCUACUGAACACCAAAUCAAGGAGUUUCACUAUAGUGAUGACCUGAGAGACGUUGUCAGCCUCUUGACGGAUGAUAGGAGUGUGAAUUUGCGACCAGAUGUUGUCCUGUACCAUCCCACAGUAUUAGCCAACAUAGAUACACUAUCUGGUCCUAUGGUUUUGAAUGAUAUUCUUGAACCUGCCGACUAUACACAUAUUUCUUCAGAUUCUAACAAAUGUGACUCUCAGAAGGCAGUAGAUCUCUGUAGACCUGUGAAGCCACUCCCAAGGAAACAUUUGAAGAUUAUAGACAGUCCUAUUUACUCCAAUAUCAUUCCCAGAAAGAAGCAUGAACAAGAACUUGAGGCAACAAAAUCAGAUCGUGGGUCUUUGUCUCCAACACUGAAAGCAUUAGCAUUGGAGUUGCCUGGCUUUGUCCCACGCAGUAGGAGACCAUAUUCUAGUGUUCUAGACAAAUACAACUGUCCACAACAGGUCUCAGAAGAAACUCUGAGCCAACAAUGGAUGUCCCGACUGGUAGCACUGAGGCAUAGAGAGGAAUCACUGAACAAAAGGGAGAGAGAGUUGAUUGCUAAAGAAAUAGUGAACAGUCCAGCUGCAAAAGUAGUUCCAAAUGAUGACUCUAGAGUUGCGUGCGAAGGAGAGAGCAAUGGUAUUACACUGCCACCGCUCAUGACUCAGAUGUGUGUUGAGAGAAAUAUGUUUAGUUCGCGGCGUCGCCAGCGGCGGUUGAGUUCGUCGCGCUCCCGGCCGCGCCGCAAGAGCUACGCAUACGAGGAACUCGACAGCUCGUUGUCGGCCGACCCUGGUGAUGGGAGCUUUAUCAUUACCGCCACAAGAUUCACCAAGGAGAAUAUGCCGCGGCGCAACAUUUUUCCUGAAGUGUCGACAAAGAAAGUUCAUUUCACAUCUGCCAAUCCCUUUACUGAGAGUGAUGAGAGUGUUACUUUGACUUUUUAUGACUUGGAGAAUAUGAACAGUGAAGGUUAUCAAGUACCACGGCAGCAAGAGGGGUGCAAAGAUAUUACAAAGUUUAAGUACUUGGAUCCAGAGAAGUUGAUGACUGAAAAGAGAGCUGCUGUGAACUGGACACAUUCAUCACCCUCUAAACAGGCUAAAAUGACAAAGAACAUCUUCAGUGACAUGACCAAUAUGAGUCAGAGUAGUAUUAGGAAGACUCCAUCUAAAUCGAGUCUCGUAUCUAAGAGUUCAAACACAUCAAGGUGUUCAGUGCUGUCAUCGAAGAGCCAAUGGAGCAUGGACUCGAGUUGUGGCAAGGUGAGUGAUUGUAUUGCUGAUAGGACCCGCUCCAACACGCGUCAGUCUCUCACUCAGACACCUACCGUACCUCUAGAUGUAAAAAAAUCUAAAAGUAGGAAGUCUCUGUUGCCUUUUAAAACUCCAUUUAAAUUUAAAACUUCUACAAAGGUGUAAGUAAUACUCGCUUCUCUAUUAUUGUGGAUAAUUAAUUUUAACUACAGGCAUGAAAUAGUUAUAAUACUCAAAUAGAGGCAUCUUAAAGAGUUUGUAGUUAUUAAUUGGUAUUGUAGAGUAGUGCUAAUUAAUAAUUUGAAACCUUUAUUAAUAAGUGAUCAAAUUGUCUCCUUCCUUUAAUUUUUUUUUUAUUUAAGAAUAUUUUAAGAAUUUUCAUAUGUCUUUGGAGUCAUCCUUAUAAGAUUAUUAUCAAAAAAGAUGUAAAGACUCCAUUUUGAUCUUUAUAGAGUAUUCAACUAUAUAGAGAUGCUAUUAUUUUAUACAUUGUCAAUUAAUUUGGUUGUGGUUUUCCAUUAAUUAGAAAAGCAUAGUUUAGUUUCUAUAAGUGCUUAAUGUUUCAUUUUUUUUUUUAUUGUAAUUAGUGAUUUGAUCUGGAACCAGAUUCAUAUUUGUAGUGAUCUUGUGUGAUUUGUAUAUACAUGAUACGGACAUCUACCCACCCUAACCUUAGCAUAGAGAAAUUAUAUAUUCUUUGAAAAUAUGACAUUCCUGUGUGCUGUUGUAAAGGCAGUUAAUUUUGAAUAAAGAAUGAAGUGUUGCACGUUAUGAAUUGAUAUAACAGAAUGCCCCCUGCUCCGCCUCAUAAAAUAAAACAUAAAAAUAUUUUCUUCAAUUUAAAGAUUACACUAUUUACUCCUACAUGAAUAAAUUAUAUGAUAUUUGAAUUAUCGUCAUCUGAAUAAAUUUAGUAUCAAAUAUAAAACAGCCAGAUGAUACCAAUUGCUUGGUUUUCAUCUCCGUCCCUAUGCUAGUACCCUGGUUAUUAUUACUUCCCAAAUUGAGUAUCGACUGAACAUGCAGUGUGCAAUACCUUCGUAGUUAUGGGCAGGAGGCAACACUGUCCAUACUACUGCAUACAUCUUACCUUGUUGCCUUUUACAGUGUGCUGCAUAUAAGAAAACAUGCUAUACAACUACACUUGAACUACUUGUACAACAGCAUACUUGUAUAGAUUUAUUAUAAUAUAUUAUGUGUAGUAAACAAAUUAUGUUUGUAUAUAUUUCUAUCAUUGAAUUUUAUUGAAUUGUAUUUGCUUGUAACUAGAAAGAGAAUAAUUUUUAUUUUAUAAUUAAGUGGAGUUUGCAACAACUAAACAGUGUUUAAUUCAUGUAAAUUUUAUUUUUAAUCUUAUGUAAUUUUUUUUUUAUCACAUUGAGUAUGGUUGCUGUGUGGUAUCACUGUCUACUUCACCAUUUGCGAUAUUAACUUAGGUUAUUAUAAAUAUAUGAGUUUAGUUAUAGAUCAGAAACAGUAUAAUAUUAAGUAUUGUGAUCAUUUUUAGUCAUUUUGUCUUCCAUUUUGUAUUUUAAAAUUAUGACAAAAAUAGACACAUUAUUUUAACUACAUGUAUGGGUAUCAUAAAGGUCGAUGCAGACUCACAGAGCUCUGGCAAGGAGCAGUGUCGGACGCAAGGACUAUUGUGGACUCGCCAUUCGGUACGUUGCUGUCAUUAGAUGACAAUUUCAACCAUACGGUCAAGUAAUAAAAGUUAUAUUUAGAUGGUAACGAAUUAAUGUUAUCACUGCGACUCCGUCAGUUUGCGUCGAUCCUAAAUGCAACAACAAGCGUAAUUUUUUUUGUCCUAUAACAACAAUAUCAUCGGCAGUGAACUAAUUAUUUUUAAUUAAAUGUUUUAUAAUUAUGUCUUUUGAAUUUAAAUGAAUUACCUUUAUGAAAUUAUUAUUGUCAAUAAUAGGCUAGAAUAUAGAAUAUAGAUACAGAGAAUCUCCAAUUGUUGCCAUGUAUUUUUUUAUUUAUAAAAUA